This is a messenger RNA of Prorocentrum cordatum, 210 nucleotides long. NCBI's taxonomy places the organism in Eukaryota, Dinophyceae, Prorocentrales, Prorocentraceae. The record is from the annotation of a GenBank genome assembly.
GUCUGCUGGAGCGAGCGGGGGCCGCGGCUGCAGCCCGUGGCGCACGGGCCGCUGGGCGGCGUCGGGCCGCUGGCGGGGCUGCGGCUGCUGGACGAGGGGCGGCACUUUGCGACGUGCGAGGCCGCGGCGGUGGUGUUCUGGGCCUUCAUGGAGCGCGCGCCGCGCCAGGCCCUCCGCGUGGACCUCAACAAGCCCGUGCGCGCCUUCGAG